Angiostrongylus costaricensis is the source of this 417-nucleotide messenger RNA. The record is from the annotation of a GenBank genome assembly. NCBI's taxonomy places the organism in Eukaryota, Metazoa, Nematoda, Chromadorea, Rhabditida, Metastrongylidae.
AUGCUCAUUUGCAUCGGAGUCUUCCAUCCAGGAGUUCGUCAUGCAAGUGAGAAGGAUAAGGUACGGUGUUUUCCGAGUGGUGGAGACGAGACGACACCACCAAUUCACGACGUCUAUAACACCGACGUAAAACUGUUUCUCGGAACACGCGACAAUAGAGGAGUUGGCGACGUCAGCGUUCUUAUCAAUACAGGUGUGGCCAUAGAUACAGAUUCAUUAAAACAACUAACAACGCGAAUCGAACGUUUACGGUUGAAGAUAUCUGGAUACACAGCGGCCUUGAGAAUCUUCGUCGUCUACGCACCUUCGUCGAGCUAUGACGAAGAGGAAGCGUUCUAUAUGGACUUCGAGAAAUUCUGCAUAAAAGACUAUACAUUUUUUAAGGUCACCAUUGAAGGUUUUAUUGCUGAGAUUUGA